Molecule: messenger RNA, 1319 nt
Organism: Mercurialis annua (annual mercury)
Lineage: Eukaryota; Viridiplantae; Streptophyta; Magnoliopsida; Malpighiales; Euphorbiaceae
Product: FH protein interacting protein FIP2
Exons: 11
Coding region: 154-1059 (301 amino acids)
Biological process (GO): protein homooligomerization
Molecular function (GO): protein binding
Source: RefSeq, a predicted model, not a curated record
UACGAAACUCGCUCGUUUACAACAAACUCACUGAAAAAGAAAAAAAAAAAAGAGUGACAGAGACACAGCCAUAAAAACUAAGCAAACUUGACCUUGAUUCUUGCAUCUAUCUCUGUAAAUUAAUUAAAUUCAAAAGAGAGAAAUUACAAUCAAAUGAUGAAGGAACCCAGAAUCUCCUCAAUUGUUCGUCUUAACAUCGGAGGGAAGAAAUUUUGCACCACUGUUGAUACAUUGACACAGCGCGAACCAGAUUCGAUGCUUGCUGCCAUGUUCAGCGGUCGCCAUACUGUGUGUGAGGAUCCUGGGAAGGGAUAUGUCUUUGUUGAUAGAGAUGGGAAACAUUUUAGACAUAUUUUGAAUUGGUUGAGAGAUGGCAUCAUUCCCACACUUACAGAUGCUGAAUAUUCAGAGCUUUUGCGGGAGGCAGAAUACUAUCAGCUACUUGGACUCAUUGAGGGAAUCAAUUCCGUUUUGACUAAGGGGAAGGAAGGUGAUGAGCUGGAUUCUGAAUUGACGCGGACAGAUAUCAUCAAAUGUAUACAAUCUGAUAAAGUUCGAUUUCGAGGAGUCAAUCUUUCUGGUGUUGAUCUCUCUAAACUGGACCUUUCAUAUGUUGACUUCAGCUAUGCAUGCCUUAAAAAUGUCUUCUUCUCACGUGCCAACCUACAUUGUGCGAAAUUCCGGGAUGUGGAUGCCGAGGGUUCCAUAUUUCACAAUGCAACCUUGCGCGAAUGUGAAUUUACUGGUGCUAAUCUUCGCGGAGCUCUAUUAGCUGGUGCAAAUCUUCAGAGUGCUAACUUGCAAGAUGCUUGUCUGGUAGAUUGCAGUUUCUGUGGUGCAGAUCUGCGUUCUGCACAUUUACAGACAGCUGAUUUUACCAAUGCUAACCUGGAGGGAGCUAAUUUAGAAGGCGCUAAUUUAAAGGGUGCAAAGUUAUUUAAUGCUAAUCUGAAGGGCGCAAACCUUCAACGAGCUUAUCUACGACAGGUCAAUCUUCAGAAUGCACAAUUGGAAAAUGCAAAACUUGACGGUGCGAAUCUUUUUGGAGCAAUUCGAUGACCAUAUCUGGAUACCCUAGAAAGAUUUAAAAAAAAGACAAAUAUAAUUUAUUUUGAGUUAAUUUUAUUUCAUUUCAUCCUCUUUUGUCUAUUUGAAGUUAUUCCUUUGUUAUGAAAUCACAGUGCACAAGUUGUGGAUGGUUAUUGUUCAUAUGGUGAUAGUACAUGAGUGUUGAAUAGUCUGGUAAGGUUCUCGUGAUGUUAAAAGACAAGUUUACAAUUACAUGUUGCUUUUUUUAUACAAUUUAUUUAUGGGGAUUA